AUGCAUCCAUCGCGUGCAGCUCUCUCUCGUUAUACGUAUCCCGCGCCUCACACACUCUCCGCCCCACACCACUCCACUCCACUCCACUCGAUCCCCGCUCUCCUCUCCUCCUCCAUGGACAACCACCUCCGAAAGGCGCCCCUCCGGUCGUGGAAGAAGGGCAAGGGCCCCGCCCGCGGCAAAGGCGGCCCCCAGAACGCCUCCUGCCAAUACCGCGGAGUCCGGCAGCGGACGUGGGGCAAGUGGGUGGCCGAGAUCCGGGAGCCCAGGAAGCGGACCCGCCUCUGGCUCGGCUCCUUCCCCACCGCCGAGGAGGCGGCUUUGGCCUACGACGAGGCUGCCCGCCGCCUCUACGGCCCCGACGCCUACCUCAACCUUCCCCACCUCCGCGCCCACGGCGGCAAGCCACCCGUAAGGUUCGAGUGGUUUCCCUCCGAGAGGGACGCGUCCGUGAUGCCCGCCUGCGGCCUCCUCAACCUCAACGCCCAGCACAACAUCCACGCCAUCCACCAGAGGCUUCAAGAGCUCAACAACCCCAAGCCGCCUCCGCCGCCUCGUUGUUCCUCUUCCUCCUCCGCCUUGCCUCCGAGCUCCGCUGUCGGAGCGGUGGAGAAGCCUCAGAUCGAUCUCAAGGAGUUCCUCCAGCAGCUGGGAGUGCUGAAGCCGGAGAGCAAGGCGACGCGGGAGGAGACGGAUGAAAUGGCCAUCGGAUUGCACCCGAGCGACGACUUCAACUGGGACACGCUGUUGAUGGAAGCCGGCAGGUGGCAGCUCGACGACGAUGUGCAGCAGCAGCAAGCGGGCUAUCCUAUAUCCAUAUGGGACCUCUGAGACCCCACCGAGGAGUCGGCCGUUGGUUGCUCUAAUAUCAUAUUCUCAUGUGACUUUGAUAUCUUCUACGACGGGGAAGAAGAAGAAGAAGAAGUUGGUAAUGUAAACGAAGACACACCGAAAACAAUAAUUGGUUGGAUCAUCAGAACCACCGUAAUUUCGGUGUUCCUGCAGCCAACUUCUGUGGGUUUACACUCGAUCAUCAAACACUGGGAUCAUUAGAUCAUGGCAAAAUACCACAUCCUACAAUUGGUGUUGCCUAAUAGGAGAACAGUAAGUUAAGUACGAACUAGUGAGAGCUAAUGGAAACAAACUAUAGAUUCAACCACUAUACGCAAGAACACAAAGAAAACGAAUAAGAACAUACUUUAAAUCAUCUGAGACAAUCCGAAAAUGUUCAACGAAAGAUCGAUCGAGAUUACUUGUUGUAAUUUGGCACUCGUUAUGAUUGACAGCAACUCAACAACCAGUCAAAACAUGAAGCUGGUCAACAUAAAUA
Molecule: messenger RNA, 1330 nt
Organism: Musa acuminata AAA Group (dessert banana)
Lineage: Eukaryota; Viridiplantae; Streptophyta; Magnoliopsida; Zingiberales; Musaceae
Product: dehydration-responsive element-binding protein 2E-like
Exons: 1
Coding region: 1-831 (276 amino acids)
Biological process (GO): response to stress; positive regulation of DNA-templated transcription
Cellular component (GO): nucleus
Molecular function (GO): transcription cis-regulatory region binding; DNA-binding transcription factor activity
Source: RefSeq, a predicted model, not a curated record